Salarias fasciatus (jewelled blenny) is the source of this 1959-nucleotide messenger RNA. It is a transcript of the gene lrit1b, whose product is annotated as leucine-rich repeat, immunoglobulin-like and transmembrane domains 1b. NCBI's taxonomy places the organism in Eukaryota, Metazoa, Chordata, Actinopteri, Blenniiformes, Blenniidae. Bases 1 to 1959 code for a protein of 652 amino acids. Gene Ontology annotation, molecular function: protein binding. The transcript has 4 exons. The record is from RefSeq and is a predicted model, not a curated record. Gene Ontology annotation, cellular component: endoplasmic reticulum membrane.
AUGAAUCGACACUUCACUGCUGCUUUUUGUUUGGCUCUAGUGUUUUUCCCCUUGUUGAGCAGGUCAUGUCCUGCACAGUGCAGCUGCUUCUUCCACAAACUCAGCGAUGGAUCUAAAGCAAGGAGCGUGCUUUGCAAUGACCCGGAGAUUACAGUGAUCCCGCCAAAUUUCCCCACUGACACAUCAAAGCUGCGCAUCGAGAAGACAGCAAUCACGCGGAUUUCCAGCGACAACUUCCACUACCUCAAUAAUCUGGAGUUUCUUUGGAUGUCUUUCAAUUCACUGAAUUCACUGACAGCCGACAGCUUCCGGGGACUUUACAACCUGAUUGAGCUGAGGCUGGACGGAAACGCGCUCACCUCCUUCCCCUGGGGUUCUCUGACUGACAUGCCAAACCUGAGGCUCCUUGAUUUACACAAUAACAAGAUCUCCACCAUCCCAGCUGAAGCAACCGCCUACAUAAAGAACAUCACCUAUCUGGACCUGUCGAGCAACAGCCUGGCGACCAUUCCCGGUGACGUUCUCACCCUGUGGCUGAGCGUGAAGCCGUCCCAGGAGAGCGACUCCUCCAAACUAAUUCUAGGUCUUCAUGACAACCCGUGGAUGUGCGACUGUCAACUGUACGAUCUGGUCCAGUUCCAGAAAUCCCCCUCGUCGUCCGUGGCGCUCAUAGACACGCGGCUGAAGUGCGCCGACCCGGAGAGCCUGUCCGGGGUUCUGUUCACCGAAGCGGAGCUGCAGAGGUGCCAGGGCCCCCGGGUGCACACGGCUGUAGCUCGAGUCCGGAGCUCGCUGGGCAACAAUGUCCUCCUGCGCUGCGGUACCGUCGGAGUUCCCAUUCCCGAGCUGUCCUGGAGCCGCGCCGACGGCAAGAAAAUGAACGGCACCAUUCAGGAAGAGGUCUCAAAGGAGGGCAUCAUCUGGUCGAUUCUCAGCGUGCCCGCCGUCUCUUACCGCGAUUCUGGGAAGUACGUGUGCAAAGCGACCAACUUCGUGGGCACCGCUGACGCCAUCAUCUCCCUGGUCAUCACAGACUCCAUUCGGUCCGAAGAAGCAGGUGGCGCUUCCCCCAAGAGAGCGAGAGGGAAGAGGCCUGGCGGCAUUGGACGCGCGGCAUACCAGGAGAAGCUCAUUGCCAGAUAUGUCCCACCGCCGACCAGCGCAGCUGCGCAACCCAUCAUCGAACCCCUCAACGGCAAAGGCGUGACGGGGAAGUAUGAGAUUGAGAGCUACAGCGUCUCCGAUGGAGCUUCGCAGGGAGCAGGCAAGGCGUCAGACCUUCAAAAGUCCGUGGAGGUGCCGCCGGAUGCUUUGAGUAACUUGGCAGCUAAUGCCUCCUCCUUACAGCAAGCCCCUGAGAAAAGGGUGGUGCGAUCGGUGAAAGUGAUCGGCGACACGGACCACACCGUCUCGCUGAACUGGCGGGCUCCGACGUCCACGAACACCACGGAGUUUAGCGUCCUUUACGCAGUGUUCGGCGAGAGGGACAUGCGCCGGAUCAAUGUGGGCGCCGGAAAGAACCGCAUCACGAUCGACGGCCUUGUGCCAAAGACAAAGUACAUUGCUUGCGUUUGCGUCAAAGGCCUGAUCCCCAAAAAGGAGCAGUGCGUAAUCUUCUCAACAGAUGAGGCGGCGAGCGCCAGCGGCACUCAGAAGCUCAUCAACGUGGUGGUGAUAACCGUGGCGUGUGUGAUUGCCGUCCCCCUGACACUCAUUGUUUGCUGCGGGGCGAUCAAGAAACGCUGCCAAAAACUGCUGGGGAGACAAACCAAGGAAAUGCAGGACUCGUACGUCACGUUUGAGACCCUCGCCCCAAACGCCAGAGCCAGAGGGAUGGAGGGCGAGUACCUCACCCGGCUGAAUCCCGACGAGUCCAACAGGCUGCUCUCGGCGAGGUCAAGUGUUGACUCGGAGGCCACAGCCAGGACUGAAGGGCCGCCCAAUGAGUACUUCUGCUAG